Molecule: messenger RNA, 1215 nt
Organism: Motacilla alba alba
Lineage: Eukaryota; Metazoa; Chordata; Aves; Passeriformes; Motacillidae
Product: acrosin-like
Exons: 5
Coding region: 1-1215 (404 amino acids)
Biological process (GO): proteolysis; acrosome reaction
Molecular function (GO): serine-type endopeptidase activity
Source: RefSeq, a predicted model, not a curated record
AUGGCUUUGCUGCGGCUGCUCGUGCUGCUGGCCCUGGCCGGGCCCGUGGGGGGCACCUGGGACACCUGCAGGGGCACCUGCGGGCUCCGGCCCUUGGCCUUCGACCACAGCUCACUGGUUCGGGACUACGACCCCACAGAGGGUGACUACACAACCUUGGCAUCUUCCGAUGGCACUGCCCUCAACAAGGACAGCCCCGGUGUCCCCUUGGGGGCCUGGCCCGGCAUCGUCAGCGUGCAGGCCACCUGGGAGAACGGCACGUGGCACAUGUGCUCGGGGGCACUCAUCCACCCCCGGUGGGUGCUCACGGUGGCCCAGUGCUUCGCCAGGGCCGGCGACACCUCCGCGUGGGCGGUGGUGAUCGGGGCCACCGACCUGAGCCACCCGGGCCCCGAGGCCAAGCAGCGCCACAUCAAGAGGGUUCUGAAGCACCAGGACUACGACAACGGCUCAGAGAGCAACAACAUCGCCCUGCUGGAGCUGGACCAGCCCGUGGCGUGCAGCGACUACAUCCAGCUGGGCUGCGUGCCCGACGGCUCCCUGGCGGUGCCCGAGCUGAAAACCUGCUACAUCGCGGGCUGGAGAGCCACCCCGGACAGCGCCCCCAGCCCUCGCCUGGUGCUGCAGGAGGCCAAGGUGCGGCUCAUCGACGUCCAGCUGUGCAACAGCAGCCGCUGGUACGGGGGGGCCGUGCACCCCCAGGACCUGUGCGCGGGGUACCCGCGGGGCGGCAUCGACACCUGCCAGGGGGACAUCGGGGGUCCCCUGGUCUGCAAGGACAACGUCGGUGACUACUUCUGGCUGGUGGGCCUGGCCAGCUGGGGCAAGGGCUGCGCCCCUGACAAGCGCCCCGGGGUGUUCACCGCCACCCAGCACUUCCGCGCGUGGAUCCAGGCGCAGAUGGGAUUGGUCCCGGCGCAAACGGAGGCUCCGCCGCCCGAGCCGGAGCCACCCACCCCCACCAUUGAGGAAGAGCCACCAGAACUGGAACCAGAACCAGAGCCUGAACCACAACCACAGCCGGUACCGAUACCGGUGCCGAUACCAGAACCGGAACCGAUUCCAGAGCCAGAAGAAGAGGAAGAAGAAGAAGAACCAGAGCCAACACCGAAACCGGCGAAGUUUAUCACAGUUUCCUUCCCAAAAGCCAUCCUGCUGAGGUUCUUCACCAAUCUGCAGGAGUUCCUGGCGUUCCUGCGGGACAAACUGGGUUGA